Pseudogymnoascus destructans is the source of this 1008-nucleotide messenger RNA. RefSeq lists its product as uncharacterized. Lineage: Eukaryota; Fungi; Ascomycota; Leotiomycetes; Thelebolales; Thelebolaceae. Bases 78 to 785 code for a protein of 235 amino acids. The record is from RefSeq and is a predicted model, not a curated record. The transcript has a single exon.
CGGCAUUGACAAACAAUCCGCAAACACAUGUAUUGAGGCCCUGAGCCUUCAAUCAUGCUCAAAGCUCAUGCCUCACAAUGCCACGCUUCUUGUCUCUAUACACCUUUGGCCUCCCGCUGGCUGUCGUGCUCGCGAUUCCGCUAGCUUGCACGGCGGUUAUUACGACUUUGGUCGCUGCUUCGAUUCUGGCUGUGAGGGUUACUUUCGUGUAUGUUGAGCUUGUGCUUGCGGUUAUACCGCAUUAUAUUCUGAGGACGGAUGAUCCGCAUAGCAAGCUCUCGCACAGGUUCUUGUCACCGAUCGCUACGUACGAGAAUAGUCCGGCUACGACCCCGACGAUUGAGCGGCGCUCGAGACGGCUGAGUAAUACAUCGUUCAUGUCAGGUCUCACGCCCGCUGCGUCUGCUGUUUCUCUUCCCCUACCACAGUAUUCCGUCGGCCUUGGGAGGGAUUUCGAAGGCGUGGGAGGAUGGCGUCUUGAUCAACCGAGCGAUGAGGAACAGCUAUGGACGAGGAUAAACUCACGCCUCGAAUUACCCGCCGAAUCGCCACGGCGAUAUCAUCAUCAGAGGUCAUUGACAGCGGGGGGAUAUUCUGGCGACCAGAGAGAGAGGAAUCGAAGCCCGGAAUUGUCGAUGAGGCGGAAUGGCAGCUUUAGCCCGAAUACGAAGAGGAUUAGGACCCCGACGCUUACGAUGAGUGGGUUUACGACGGUGGAUGGGUAUUUUGGGAUGGCGGGUGGGCAGGAGAAUACUGUGGGCGGUCUUGAAGCCCGAGUGCUCUGAGAACGCCAACUAUGACGAGGAGGAAUUCUGUGAGCCUGAAGGAUUGAGGCGUGGCGAUGUAGGGAAGGAUAUGCAGUUGGCGAGGAUCAUGUGUUAUCAGGGAAGCGUAUGCAGUUAUGGGUAUAGGCCCCAGGAGUUAUAUGGAACAUACUGGAGGAUAUCUAGGGAAGGAGUAGGUGGGACAGGUUAUCAAUGUAACAAGCAAAUACCAAUAUAGUUUAUG